This is a messenger RNA of Mus pahari (shrew mouse), 4200 nucleotides long. RefSeq names its product dermatan sulfate epimerase (gene Dse). NCBI's taxonomy places the organism in Eukaryota, Metazoa, Chordata, Mammalia, Rodentia, Muridae. Gene Ontology annotation, molecular function: chondroitin-glucuronate 5-epimerase activity. The transcript is spliced from 6 exons. The record is from RefSeq and is a predicted model, not a curated record. Bases 533 to 3409 code for a protein of 958 amino acids.
AGAAAUCAAAGCUGUAGGAACCAAAGCGGCGGGGCAGGGCAGGGCAGGGCAGGGCAGGGCAGGGCAGGGUGCGUGGGGUUCUGUGGGGUCCUGUGGGGUCUCGUGGGGUUCGGGACGCAGAGACCGGAAGGCGGAGCCUCGCGCGGAGCCGUGAUCUGGGUCGCCGGAGGAGUGCCCGUGCGGAGGUCCGGAUCGGGCUGGGCGGGGGUCCCGCUCUCCCCCUCCCCAUCCUCGCCUCCCGGGCUCUGCUGACGUUGCGGCUUCCUCCGCCCCAGGCAGAGCCCGGCCACGGCUGGCCCACUCUCCGCCGACAGUCUCCGCCCAGCCCGCACGGCCGCUAGAAGCUGCAGCGGCGCACCCCGGGCGCGGCGCCCUGAGCUCGGAUGGCUCGGCGCGCAAGCUGAGGGCCCGACUCCAGGGGUCCGGCGCCCCGGCGCCCCACGGGGAGGCAGAGAGAGGACGCCCGGGAGGACGGAGCGGAUUAUCCGAAGAUGAUUUGGCUGCCUUGGAGACUUGGAGAUCCGGUGCCACGAUGAGGACUCAUACACGGGGGGCACCCAGUGUCUUUUUCAUAUGUUUGCUCUGCUGUGUGUCAGCCUUCAUCACUGACGAGAACCCAGAAGUCAUGAUUCCCUUCACUAAUGCCAACUAUGACAGCCACCCAAUGUUGUACUUCUCCAGGAAAGAUGUGGCAGAGCUCCAGCUGAGGGCUGCCAGCUCCCAUGAGCACAUUGCAGCUCGGCUUACGGAGGCUGUGCAUACCAUGUUGACUAACCCCUUGGAAUACCUCCCUCCUUGGGAUCCCAAGGAGUACAGUGCCCGCUGGAAUGAGAUCUAUGGAAACAACCUGGGUGCCUUGGCAAUGUUCUGUGUGCUGUAUCCUGAGAACAUUGAAGCUCGAGACAUGGCCAAAGACUACAUGGAGAGGAUGGCAGCGCAGCCUAGUUGGUUGGUGAAAGAUGCGCCUUGGGAUGAAGUUCCACUUGCGCACUCCCUGGUGGGUUUCGCCACUGCAUAUGACUUCUUAUACAACUACCUGAGCAAGACACAGCAGGAGACAUUCCUGGAAGUGAUUGCCAAUGCCUCAGGCUAUAUGUAUGAAACUUCCUAUAGAAGAGGAUGGGGCUUCCAGUACUUGCACAACCACCAGCCCACCAACUGUAUGGCGUUACUCACUGGAAGUCUUGUUCUGAUGAACCAAGGGUACCUUCAGGAGGCCUACUUAUGGACCAAGCAAGUUCUAAGCAUCAUGGAGAAGUCUCUGGUCUUGCUGCGAGAGGUGACAGAUGGCUCUCUCUAUGAAGGAGUUGCAUACGGCAGCUAUACCACUAGAUCCCUGUUCCAGUACAUGUUUCUUGUUCAGAGGCAUUUUGACAUCAACCACUUUGGCCAUCCAUGGCUUAAGCAACACUUUGCCUUUAUGUAUAGGACCAUCUUGCCAGGGUUUCAGAGAACUGUAGCCAUUGCAGACUCAAAUUACAACUGGUUUUAUGGUCCAGAAAGUCAAUUAGUGUUCCUGGAUAAAUUUGUCAUGCGUAAUGGGAGUGGAAACUGGCUGGCUGACCAAAUCAGAAAGAACCGUGUAGUGGAAGGUCCAGGUACCCCAUCCAAAGGGCAGCGCUGGUGCACUCUACACACAGAAUUUCUCUGGUAUGAUGCCAGCUUGAAACCAGUUCCACCUCCAGAUUUUGGUACCCCAACAUUGCAUUAUUUUGAGGACUGGGGUGUUGUGACUUAUGGAAGUGCACUACCUGCAGAAAUCAACAGGUCAUUCCUUUCCUUCAAGUCAGGAAAACUUGGGGGGCGUGCAAUAUAUGACAUUGUCCAUAGAAACAAAUAUAAAGACUGGAUCAAAGGGUGGAGAAAUUUUAAUGCAGGACAUGAGCAUCCUGACCAAAACUCUUUCACUUUUGCCCCCAAUGGUGUGCCGUUCAUUACUGAGGCCCUCUAUGGGCCAAAGUACACCUUCUUUAACAAUGUUCUAAUGUUUUCUCCAGCUGUGUCAAAGAGCUGCUUUUCUCCCUGGGAGGGUCAGGUCACAGAAGAUUGUUCAUCAAAGUGGUCAAAGUAUAAGCAUGACCUGGCAGCCAGCUGCCAGGGGAGAGUGAUUGCAGCAGAUGAAAAGGACGGGGUUGUGUUUAUCCGAGGAGAAGGCGUAGGAGCAUAUAACCCCAUGCUCAACCUGAAGAACAUUCAACGGAAUCUCAUCCUCCUCCACCCACAGCUUCUCCUUCUUGUAGACCAGAUACACCUGAGAGAGGAGAGCCUGCUGGAGACAGCAGCAAGUUUCUUCCACAAUGUGGAUGUCCCUUUUGAGGAGACAGUAGUAGAUGGGGUUCAUGGGGCUCUCAUCCGGCAGCGAGACGGUCUCUAUAAAAUGUACUGGAUGGAUGAUACUGGUUAUAGUGAAAAAGCAGUCUUCGCCUCAGUCAUGUAUCCUCGGGGUUAUCCCUACAAUGGGACAAAUUAUGUGAAUGUCACCAUGCAUCUUCGAAGUCCCAUCACCAGGGCAGCUUACCUCUUCAUAGGGCCAUCUGUGGAUGUCCAGAGCUUCAGCAUCCAUGGAGACCCUCAGCGGCUGGAUGUGUUCAUAGCUACCAGUGAACAUGCCUAUGCAACUUACCUGUGGACAGGUGAGAACACAGGACAUUCUGCUUUUGCACAGGUCAUUGCAGAUCAUCAGAAAAUUCUGUUUGACCAGAGUUCAGCCAUCAAAAGCACCACUGUCCCGGAGGUGAGAGAUUAUGCUGCUAUUGUGGAGCAGAAUCUGCAGCAUUUUAAGCCCGUGUUCCAGCUGCUCGAGAAGCAGAUCCUAUCCCGAGUCCAGAACACAGCUAGCUUUAGGAAGACUGCUGAGCGCCUACUGAGGUUUUCAGAUAAGAGACAGACAGAGGAGGCCAUUGACAGGAUUUUUGCUAUAUCCCAGCAACAGCGGCAGCAGCGAGGCAAGUCAAAGAAAAGCCGAAGGGUGGGUAAGCAUUACAAGUUUGUGGAUACAGUCCCUGAUAUUUUUGCACAGAUUGAAGUUAAUGAGAAGAAGAUUCGACAGAAAGCUCAGAUUUUAGCACAGAAAGAACAGCCCAUAGAUGAAGAUGAAGAAAUGAAUGACCUUUUGGAUUUUGCUGAUGUCACAUAUGAGAAGCAUAAAAAUGAGGGUUCCAUGAAAGGUGGCUUUGGACAGGUGCGGAUGGUGACAAGUCACAACAAAGCACCUUCACUGUCAGCCUCGUAUACCAGACUCUUCUUGAUUCUGAACAUUGCCAUCUUCUUUGUCAUGUUGGCAAUGCAACUGACUUAUUUCCAGAGGGCUCAGAGUCUCCAUGGCCAAAGGUGUCUUUAUGCAGUCCUCCUAAUAGAUAGCUGUGUCUUAUUGUGGUUGUAUUCCUCCUGUUCUCAAUCUCAGUGCUAGCGCCAAAGCCAUGAGCCUCUCAUGAUCACUAGAGGUCAUGAAAUAUAUGCAUAUAUUUCCUAAUUUGUUAUAAUUUCUCCCCCAGAUGUAUUUGAGCAAAUUUAAGAGAAGUUGUUUUCACACACAAAAAGUGGGAGUAUGGAAAGCUCUGAACUGGACACACAAAGGAUGUACCUAAGGAGUAAGAAUAGCUUUGGCUGUUAACUUGUGUUUCUGGAAAUGUCUGGCUGACCAGUUUCUAUUAGAAGAGUCAAAAAUGCCUGUUUUUUACAUCAUCUUUCUGUUACUAUAAAGAAAAAAAUGAAUUUGACUUUAAUAUCAUUAAUUUAAUUCUGUUAGAAGCUUCCAGAUUCUGUAUUGUGGAACAUAUGGAAACACAUAAUUCCAAGCAAUACAGGCUGUUAAAAUAUAAAUAAUGGGAACUCUGAUUAUAAGACCUGGAAACUUCAAAUAACAUGAUAAAAUAAUAGCAGAAGAUCAUAAAGGAACUGAAAUAUUUUAAAAUGAAAAACAUAUAAGAAUGAACAUCUUUUUGAUGAUGUUGGUCAAUGCAGGAAUGGUAUUUGUGGCUUUUCGAUAAGUAAUACAAUAACAGGUAGUUUCAUGUUCUCUUCCUCUUUUAUGUAAAAUGUUUAUAGACCCAAAGGCUAAAGUUUUCAAAAUAAACUAUUUUAUAUCUUGAAACUCAAUACCAAAGAACAUAGAACUAAAGUUUUGGUGUGAUUCUGAUGUUUUUAACUAGAAAAGUUUCUUCAAGUUUAUUUUGCUAAAUAAACCAAUCAUAAUUAUGA